This is a messenger RNA of Rhizopus microsporus ATCC 52813, 406 nucleotides long. RefSeq lists its product as uncharacterized. NCBI's taxonomy places the organism in Eukaryota, Fungi, Mucoromycota, Mucoromycetes, Mucorales, Rhizopodaceae. The record is from RefSeq and is a predicted model, not a curated record. The transcript has 2 exons. Bases 8 to 406 code for a protein of 132 amino acids.
AUUAAUCAUGGCUAUUAUCUCUCGUGAAGAGGCGAUAUGCUUAUUUUAUGCUGUGCCAUACAACCAGGAGAAUGUAAUUAAAUACACCAAGAUGAUCGAGGUAAUGGAAGAUGUUGAAAUAUGCUUUACAAGGAAUCCCAAGAAACCAAGGCUUUUGUGCACAAGAGUCAUUUACGCGAAUCGAUUUGAUAUUCACUUGCAUAAAUCUUCAAAAGAAACAAUUGAAAAUAAUAAAGAAACAGAUAAAGAAGUAGAUAAAGUUGUCAAUACAGAAAAUAAGCUAGAGAUUGCAUCUACACACCAGCUAAAACAGUUUAUUAACACUACGUAUUUAUCAACAGACCCUAAAUCCGAAGCAUAUGAACAUAGAUAUUUAUCAAUCAAUAAUAUCAUAUCAGAGGUGUGA